AUGAACUUUCACGUGAGAGCGAGGGGUGAAUUUACGGGGGAGAAGAUCACGAGGGCGGUGGCCAAACAGCGGGUAGCGACCUACCGCAAGAUGGACUUCCACGUUAGAGCGAGGGAGGGCAAAGAUGGGCACAGCUAAGGGUUCUCUCUCAGGCGUAUGAACUCUAUUUCUUCAUACACAAAGAGAUGGAAGUGGAACAGCGUGUUUUGCGCGCUCGGGUGCUUCGUUUUGUGAGUUUCUGUAUCAUCGGCCCACCUGUAGUCUACCUUGUGUUUGUGCACGUUCAUGGCCGUCACACCUUUCUGUGGGAGCAUUGGUGCGUGCUACACGUACACCCUCGCCUGAUGCCUCGACGGCAAUUCCCGCGGGUAUGAAAAGAUGUACAUAGAAAACGAGCGACCGUGGUACCCCCCGUAUGUGUUGACACACUCUCAAGUCAAGCUGGGUUGAGGUAGGGUUCCCUGCCCUUGCUGUCAUGUGCUGUCAAGCGCGUACAACGUCGACAGCAACAGCAGCAGCAGCCGCGACUAUUCCCAAUGUUGACGUUGUGGACACGGCGUGGGUGGAUGUUAUGGCUGGGUACGAUCGUGUGCUGUCAAAUCAGUUCGUUUGGGGCACGCAAAUACGCCAGCCAGCCCCUCCAUCCCCCAUCCACGCUCCCGCCAACGCCACCCUUUCCCUUUUCUGAACUCCCCCGGUGUCAUCGCUGCCGCAGGGUUGUGUCGUUCAACUUGCGGGAGGUUCCUACUUGGACUCGGUGACGGUCGACCCGUUGGCGGAGGGCUGCUCCCCCCGCCGCUUUAACCACUCGUGCCAGGCGAACACGUACCUGCACACGGUGAGCAGCGUGCGUCGUUUCCAACGGUUUGCUACUGUAGAUACCAUUCAGGGUGUGGUGGGUGAUAGAUACGUUGUGGAGUGUGCUGAUGGUACCAAGAGAACGCGUUUGAACUCUAUUUUGCUCAGUUGUGUAUCUCUGUACAGGCGGACGGUGAAGGUCGGGCAGGGGCAGUCCCAGGAGAAGCGCGUGUUCGUUUGCUCCCUCAAGAGCAUCGAGGCAGGGCAGGAGCUCUGUAUCUCGUGCCCUGCCCCUGUCACUGUUGGACUGGGGGUGGGGGGGUGUACUCAUGGUCGUGCAUGCCGUAGUCGUUAGACCAUGACCUCGCAUCCCUACAAAGCCGGGACGGAGCACGNCAUCUUGUGCUCACUUCCUUGCAUACGGAUGACAGCUGCGUAUGACUUGAUUUCUUUUCUGGUGCUUUCACUUCCAGAAACAGUUAUAAGCACUGUUUAACUGCCUCGAGGGUGCUUGACCAUUUCAACACAACGUGGUGCGAUCAUCCUCCUUGCGCGGAGUGAGGGUUUCUCGACCCCGCACAACAUGAUCCACUCGACCACCAUUAUGGUUACUGCCAAAAAACAGAGGUAAAAAAAAAAAAGGUAACCUGGUUGCCGAGUUCACGAAGUGAUUUGGCUUGUUUCACAACGUCAUUGCCAAGCGACGAAAACCGAAUCCCGAUGGCAAACACCGAGGGGGUGGCUUGUUUUACAACGUCGUUGCCAAGCGACGAAAACCCAACCCCGAUGGCAAACACCAGGGGGGGGGCGGUGGCCGGCGGUAAACAAUCGCGGUUUCAAAUGGAACUGUGAGGCCUGUAGAGCGACUUCCCUCUGAUUGGCACAGCUUAUUUGUCGCCGAACGCCGCGGUUCUAUUCACCCGAGUGCUUUUGUAGGAGUUUCGGAUCGGAUUUUGGAUUGGAGCUUUGGGGUUGCUCGUUGGGGGAAGGUCAUUGACUGAUGAUGUGAAGUACAUGCUGUUUUGUGAGAGGGUAGGUCAAUGGCUGAUAAUGUACAAUACGUGUAUUGUUUUGUGGACAGAGAGAGCCAGCGUCCAAUAGCACGAAAAGCCCGCUACUCCACAACAUCUCCAUAUUCGCGGGCGGGGGCAAUGCCUUUGAGUGAAAAUCGACCAUGAUACUGAACAGCGUGUGUGGGCUUGGAAGUAAGCUGCGUUUGUUGUCCCUCAGCAGCACUGCAGAAUCUGCGCAUGUAGUGGGAGCUCGAGUUUGCCUUGCUUGUAUAGCAACCACUUGUUCUGUAUCGAUUUGUACUUUAUAUUUCACGCGAAAACGGGUAUUGUUUGGUGAAACCACGGCGAUACAGUUGUACCAGUGAGCACGGGCCGGGCUGGGCAGAAGUAGCAGGGCUAGACACGGGGGCAGUGACGUGGUGUUUUGCCUGGCCCUUUUGCCAAUGUUGUGUGUAUUUUAGCUUCGAGCAGACCAGCAGCGGCGAUGGAAUCGGAAGGAGGGACGGGGUGGGGCACAAGUACAAAGACUAGUCUAGCGAUAGAUAUUGGGGAGUUGAGUCGUGUUUGUUGGGCUACAAUUUUUGACAGAAUAAUCAAUUGUUACGAAGUUCUUGCUAUUACGGUUGCAUCGAAGAAAUACGCGAAGAAAAGAGGGAGGUUGGGGAUUGCGCUACUUGGUUGUGUUACUCGAAGACUGAAGAGCCGUUUUACGUUGCUUGUUUUGGUUGUUCGAUGAUGCCCACGUGAUGCUAGUGUCGUGUGUUUUUUUUACCUAGGAGCAGACCAGCGGCGGCGAAAGAAUCCGUAUGGAAGGAGUGGCCGCGACGGCAGGCAAUACGAUACUGUACCUGCCCCGGUCAUCUGAGCGGAUCAGCCGCGGCCUCCGCGAGGUGGAGAAAAAAUUGUGAUGUCACGUGUUGUGUUUUAGGGUAUAGACUGGUAUAUGUUAAAUGUAGAGGUGCUUUGAUGUGUAUGCGACGAUUGCCGUGGGAAUAAUUAACGAAGCGCGCCACGGACGCGAAGUAGGUUAUCACAGAGGUGGAGUUGCGGUGAGGCAGGUGUUGUUUUUUUUUGGUGAUUUGUAGUGUGGGUCGAUCUUCCCGAGAGGACGAGAAUCAAUGUCUCAACGUUUUUGCCUCGACAGACGAGAGUAAUAAUCUCCGUUUGUGCGGGAGAACGGGGGAACCGUUGUUGUUGUGUCUUGAAAAUUGAAGUGAUGAUAAAUAAACCGGCUAGACUCAGUAGGUGGAGGCAAAGGUUUGGCACACCGUUUCUAGUAUCAUGCGGUGAUCGAAAUCUUCCACGCGCAACACGACAUUUCAUCUUCCGUUCGACUUGUACAAGUCUUGGUCCGUUUUUUGGGCAGUUUGGCU
Molecule: messenger RNA, 3184 nt
Organism: Ectocarpus sp. CCAP 1310/34
Lineage: Eukaryota; Phaeophyceae; Ectocarpales; Ectocarpaceae
Source: the annotation of a GenBank genome assembly